Molecule: messenger RNA, 657 nt
Organism: Rotaria sp. Silwood2
Lineage: Eukaryota; Metazoa; Rotifera; Eurotatoria; Philodinida; Philodinidae
Source: the annotation of a GenBank genome assembly
AUGAAAAUUCGUCAGAAUCCACAACAUCAAUGUUUUGAACAGGAUCCAUUUAUCAAUGCAUGGAAUUUAAAUAUCAAUGUCAAUAUGCUUACAAUAUCGGCACGUAUUUUACCUAUGCCCGAAAUCAUAUACACGGAUCAAUGUCAUAUAAAUGAUAAAUCAGUUCGAUCAAGCGGUGUUUGGAAUAAUACGAAAACUCAAUUUCAUCAACCAACAAAAUUUCCAUCUGUAUGGGCUUUAAUCAAUUUAUCAUCAUCAUUGAAUGCAGAAUUAUGUGAAGCAUUCUAUAAACAAUUGAGCAAAGUUGCGAUUGAUCGAGGUAUAAAAUGUCCGGCACCUGUUCUCUAUGAAGAAUACAAUGCUCAACAUAGUUCCAGUAGUCAGAUCAUUGUUGCACUGAAAAAGAUGAUGAAAGAGAAUGAUGAUUGUAAAUUUUUUAUCGCCAUCUUACCAGAACAAAGCAGUAUUAGAGAUCAAAUAUAUGGUGAUUUUAAAAAAUUGUGUGAAUUACAAUAUGGUUUCGGAAUUGUUACACAGAUGAUUAAAUUAAAAGAAAACGAAGGCACAUAUCCAUGGAAUUAUUCAAGAUUGAAUAAUCUUUUGAUGAAAAUCAAUACUAAACUAGAUGGAAUCAAUUCGAUUCUUGAUGUUCCGUAA